AUGAGUUGGAAGUUGCGGCCAAAAUCGACCCAGUCAAUAGGAGCUAAUCACAAUUGUAAUAAUGCUGAAGGUUUUACGAUUGCAAUCAAUCAUUCUGAUUUCAUUUCAAUGGUUGAGAUAAUGUCUAUGGUUAAAGAUAUUGGCUUGGAUAAUGUGGGUAAAAUUUUCUAUAGCAAAAGAGGAAUGGGUGAUUGUUCUGAUUUGUCACUACUUGAGAAUGAUUUAGAUGUUAUGAAUUUGGUGCAAUGGUUGGAUUCUGAUAGAGUUGUCAGUUUGUUUGUUGAACAUGAGCCCCUUACUUGUAGUGGUAAUCAGUCUGAGCUUCCUAAUGUUGAUGAACCAUUACCAUUUGUUGGGAAUUUAGAAAGUUCUGAGGAGAGAAUCAGCCAUGAAAAUGCAUUUGUAGGUAGUAAUGAGAAUCAGUCUUGUGGUUUAAGUAGAACAUAUCUGUAG
Molecule: messenger RNA, 453 nt
Organism: Striga asiatica
Lineage: Eukaryota; Viridiplantae; Streptophyta; Magnoliopsida; Lamiales; Orobanchaceae
Source: the annotation of a GenBank genome assembly